This is a messenger RNA of Macrobrachium nipponense, 408 nucleotides long. RefSeq lists its product as uncharacterized. Gene Ontology annotation, cellular component: plasma membrane. NCBI's taxonomy places the organism in Eukaryota, Metazoa, Arthropoda, Malacostraca, Decapoda, Palaemonidae. The record is from RefSeq and is a predicted model, not a curated record. The transcript has 4 exons. Bases 1 to 408 code for a protein of 135 amino acids.
AUGGUGAUGUUCAGUCCAGCAACGACAGGUACCAUCAAAUUCCUAGCCAUGGACCUUCCUCAAGAGAGAUGUGCCACCGAUUAUCUCGCCAUAUAUUCGGGGACCUCGACCUCGUCCCCUCUCAUCACGACGAUCUGCGGAGACGAUGCCAGAACCAUACAUUUUAAGGGCCCGAACGUCCUGGUCGAUUUCAGCACCGGGACCUUCCUCCCGCCCUACAAAUUCAGUGGUUUCCACGCGACGGUCGAUUUUGUGGACGUAUUAGGCAACCCGCAGAUACCACCGCCCACGCCGCCCGACAGUACGCACAUCAUGAGUACCCUACAGGCGGGCACAGCGAGAGCCACGGAUGCCAUCGAGUGUACUGGGGCAACGGCACCAGGCGAGGGCAACUUCAAUACUUUGUAA